AGGGAGGCCGGUCCCGCGGGCGGGGGCGGGGCCCGCUCCGCGGCUUCUCCCGCCGCCGCCGCCGCCGCCGCCAAGGGGAGUUUCCAGGAAGUGGCCAUAUUGGAUCCAUUCAGCCGCAGCCGCCCGGGCGGAGCGCGUCCCGCAGCCGGCUCGUCCCCGCCGCGGCCCCGGCGCUCCCCGCAGCCCGCCCGGUGCGCAGCUCGCCCGCCCGGUGCGCAGCUCGCCCGCCCGGUGCGCAGCUCGCCAUGGCGGCCACCGACCUGGAACGCAUCUCGAAUGCAGAGCCUGAGCCCCGGAGUCUGUCCCUGGGCGGCCAUGUGGGGUUUGACAGCCUCCCUGACCAGCUGGUCAGCAAGUCAGUCACCCAGGGUUUCAGCUUCAACAUUCUCUGUGUGGGGGAGACUGGGAUUGGCAAGUCCACACUAAUGAACACACUCUUCAACACAACCUUUGAGACUGAGGAAGCCAGUCACCACGAGGACUGUGUACGCCUGCGGCCACAGACCUACGACCUCCAGGAGAGUAACGUGCAUCUCAAACUGACCAUCGUGGACGCCGUGGGCUUUGGGGAUCAGAUCAAUAAGGAUGACAGUUACAGGCCCAUAGUUGACUACAUCGACGCGCAGUUUGAAAACUAUCUGCAGGAGGAGCUGAAGAUCCGCCGUUCCCUCUUUGACUACCAUGACACGAGGAUCCACGUUUGCCUCUACUUCAUCACGCCCACCGGGCACUCCCUGAAGUCCCUGGAUCUGGUGACCAUGAAGAAACUAGAUAGCAAGGUGAACAUAAUUCCCAUCAUUGCCAAGGCUGACACCAUCUCCAAGAGCGAGCUCCACAAGUUCAAGAUCAAGAUCAUGGGCGAGCUGGUCAGCAAUGGAGUCCAGAUCUACCAGUUUCCCACCGACGACGAGGCUGUUGCAGAGAUCAAUGCGGUCAUGAAUGCACACCUGCCUUUUGCUGUGGUGGGCAGCACAGAGGAGGUGAAGGUGGGCAACAAGCUGGUUCGAGCACGGCAGUACCCUUGGGGAGUGGUGCAGGUGGAGAACGAGAAUCACUGUGACUUCGUGAAGCUGCGGGAGAUGCUGAUCCGGGUGAACAUGGAGGACCUCCGGGAGCAGACCCACAGUCGGCACUACGAGCUCUACCGACGCUGCAAGUUGGAGGAGAUGGGGUUCCAGGACAGCGAUGGUGACAGCCAGCCCUUCAGCCUCCAAGAGACAUACGAGGCCAAGAGGAAGGAGUUCCUGAGCGAGCUUCAGAGGAAGGAGGAAGAGAUGAGACAGAUGUUCGUCAACAAAGUGAAGGAGACAGAGCUAGAGUUGAAGGAGAAGGAACGGGAGCUCCAUGAGAAGUUUGAGCACCUGAAGCGGAUCCACCAGGAGGAGAAGCGCAAGGUGGAGGAGAAGCGCCGGGAGCUGGAGGAGGAGACCAACGCCUUCAACUGCAGGAAGGCGGCCAUGGAGGCCCUGCAGUCCCAGGCCUUGCAUGCCACGUCACAGCAGCCCUUGCGGAAAGACAAGGACAAGAAGAAGCCUGCUUCUCUUCGUCCAGGACCAGUCUGGCUUCUUCCUGUCCUUCUGAGAUGAUGGUUCAUUCAGAGUGAGCUGGAGAGGAAGGUUGUUGUGAGUCCACUGAGGCACAGCUCCCCAAAGGCCGCCUGUACCUGGGAGAGGCUCCACACAGUAGGAGAAUAGUACAUGUUGAUGCUCUGAGGAAAAAUCCUCCAUAACCAGGGUGGAUCCUGGCUGCAAGGCUGGACUCUUGAACGAUUUACAAAGACUGCUUUAAGCAGAAAAAUAUAAAAUUAGGUUCAGACCUUGGAAGCCUUGUGUGCUCCGCCCCUAGUCCGCCUCUGGUCAUGGCAGGACUGAUGUUGGACUCUGGUGUCUGAGGCAGAGGUGAACUGCAGGCCAGGGGCUCCUCUUAGGGAAACUGUGUAUCUGAAGGUGUAUUCACUUCGGUCCAAGCCUGACCUCAGAGCGGCCUCUCCUAGCCAAUAUGUUUAGAGACUAGGAUGAGCCAGCGGGCUGUACAAGAUAGGACUGCUGACUCACGGUCCAUGCCGGGACUCUGGAGCCAGCAAAUUCCCCUGCUGUCACCUGCAGCUCACCAGCCACGACGGGAAGGCUGCUGUGGUCAGUGCCCACCCUUUGGCCCAAAGCUUGCCAGCAUCCCUGGGGAGACCUGACUUGCAUUUUCUAGAGUCUAAGUUGCCCACCCCCCCAUGGAUCCUGUCAGCCAUGGCAAACUUUUCCCCUGCUGUGUGGAGUUCCAUUAUCUUUAGCUGAGGUUACAUUAAUCCUUGGUGUGCAAGAAAAACCCGAAGCUUGCCCUUGGGGGACGUGACCCUCAUGUCCAGCUGAGAUUGACUCCUCAUUUGUUGGCUCCAUGGGGACUGUCAUAGGAUCAUGUUGACAUUUGCUGUUACGUUUUCCUUUAGUCAUUCUGUGUUGUGGUAGAAUCACUGUGUAAGUUAUAGUUCAAGCUGGACUUUUGAGAGAGAAAAGAUCCUGUUAAUAAUCAUGCCAAGGGCUGGAGAGAUGGCUCAGUGGUUAAGAGCACCAACUGCUCUUCCAGAGGUCCUGAGUUCAAUUCCCAGCAACCACAUACAUGGUGGCUCACAACCAUCUGUAAUGAGAUCUGGCGCCCUCUUCUGGCCUGCAGGGACACAUGCAGGCAGAAUACUGUAUAAUAAAUAAAUAAAUCUCAAAAAAAAAGAAAUAAUUAUGCCAAAUCCCUAGGCUCUCAGGAGGCUGAGGCAGGAGAAUCAAAAGUUCAAGGCCAAACUGGGCCACUUAACCAGAUCCCGUGAUAAAUUAAAAACAAAAAAACAAAAAAUGCUGGGCAUGUGACUCAUUGCUAGAGAACUUGCCUCGCAUGAUUGGGGACUGAAUUCUCUCCCCAGCACUAAGCAAAGAAACCCAACUCAGCAGCCACCAAGUAGGUGUAUCUCAAGCCAACCAGGGUGUGUGUUCUCCCUCGUGCUGGGUGGCCUGAAUCCAGGCACCUUGUGAUUAUGCACACUGACCCCGUACAUGUUCCGUGUGUGUGUGUGUGUGUGUGUGUGUGUGUGUGUGUGUGUGUGUGUGUGUGUGUGUGUGUGUGUGGACUCCCCUUGCUUGGGGCUCCUACUGGGGAAGCGCCCAGGAAAGCCGGCCUGCUUGUCUGUUAUGUUACCAUGCAUUUCUAAAACCACUUCAGUUGUUAACCAUUGCCGCUCCAUCCGCUCCAUCUGUUGUCGUUGACUUGUUUCCGUUCCUUCCCAUCCACUUUGUACUCAUUUGUUUUCAUUAAAUUUUGCAUUUAUUUUGA
Messenger RNA from Peromyscus californicus insignis, 3312 nucleotides. RefSeq names its product septin 8 (gene Septin8). Gene Ontology annotation, cellular component: septin ring; microtubule cytoskeleton; septin complex. The transcript is spliced from 10 exons. Lineage: Eukaryota; Metazoa; Chordata; Mammalia; Rodentia; Cricetidae. Gene Ontology annotation, molecular function: GTP binding; molecular adaptor activity; GTPase activity. The coding region runs from base 246 to 1586 and encodes 446 amino acids. Gene Ontology annotation, biological process: cytoskeleton-dependent cytokinesis. The record is from RefSeq and is a predicted model, not a curated record.